This is a messenger RNA of Laetiporus sulphureus 93-53, 1599 nucleotides long. RefSeq lists its product as uncharacterized. The coding region runs from base 1 to 1599 and encodes 532 amino acids. Lineage: Eukaryota; Fungi; Basidiomycota; Agaricomycetes; Polyporales; Laetiporaceae. The transcript has 6 exons. The record is from RefSeq and is a predicted model, not a curated record.
AUGCAGGCGCGCCUCGGGCUUCUGUCGACCAUAAUAGUCCUCUGGAUAUCGCAAGCGUACGGAGCCAAUUUCACCUUUGAUUAUGGUGAGGCGACACAAUGCGGGGAUUUUGCGGUGUCCUGGUCAGGCGGGCAAGCUCCGUACGAGCUCACAUUGAUCCCGCAAUACGACAGGCCAUACAUCUAUUCCAUUCCUUCGUCAAGCUACAGCAAUGGGGACGGAUCAUACAAAACGCAGCUGACGGUGGCUGAGAACACAUCCGUGCUCGCUAUCAUGUCGGACGCGAAUGGUUUUGGGACGGGCGGUGUGUCAGAGAUUAUAACAGUAGGAGCCGGGAGCUCGAGCUGUAACACUACUGUUCAAUCUGUGGAUUAUUACUUUGACACUGAUAUGGCCUUGGAUCAAUGCCGUGAAUAUUCGUUCUCUGCAUACACAGGAGCAGUGCAGCCGAUUAAUAUUACAGGAGUCAUUCCUGGCGGAACGACCUUCGUCCUGAAUCCACCUGUAGGCAGCACUGAAUUCGACUGGACUGCCGAUCUCGCAUCCGGGACGUCCGUUCUGUUCUUCAUGACGGAUUCCGAAGGACGCUCAGGCGGAAGCACCCAGAUCGACAACGUCGGAAUCUCUGAUGACAAUUCCUGCCUCACCGGCUCGUACCCGUCGUCAGUCGCAAACCAUCCCUCGGCUACAUCCUCAAGUAUUUCGACUUCAUCUUCUGUCACAUCCACCGCCGUAUCUGACUCCACCAAGUCUACGGCAUCUGGCGGUACUAUCGCGGGCGCGGUUGUCGGAGGCAUGGUCGGGGCAGGUAUCAUCGCGGGAGCAUUCCUGUUCUUUCUCCUCAGACGCCGUCGCAAUGUGCAAUACUUCGCGGACGGCGAAUUUGGAUACCGAACUGGCCGCAGGCAGAAAGAUGUCGAUCUGUCAAACGAGACGGACGAUGACAUGCCCCCGGCGGCAAUCCAUCCCUACCCGUUUUUCAAUCCUGCUGAUGGCGCCGCCGACAACCGCACUGCGCCACACUCUACCAUCAGCCUAAUGCACACUGGUGGCAGCGUUCAUGGCGGCAGCAUCCGUGGCAGCAGCAUCCGUGGCGGUAGCAUCCGUGGCGGCAGCGUUCACGAUCACGGCGACCCCUUGUCCACUGCGCUUUCCUUGCCAGAUCCGUUCGCUGCGCCGACGCACUCGCGACAGACAUCGAUGGCAACGGAAUCCGCAAUCGAGUUUGCACCUAUACCCGGCUACCGUGACAGCACUACUUCCGCUUCACGUCCCGCGAGUGCGACUUCGGCCGCACGCCGCAAAGCCGCCAUGGCUGGCACGUCGAACUACCAGUCGUCUCCGCGAUUCAUCCUGCACACCGAUGCGGAGGAGGUGAUCGAGCUUCCCCCGCAGUACAGCUCGCUCCGUCCGCCCACUAGCCCCGUGGAUACCUCGGCCAGCGGAACGCAGUCUGCGCCCCCAGAUGCAUUUCCGAAUGCGCCCAAUACGCAGUCUUCGAGACAUGCGCCUUCGUUGUCGAUAUCUUCUCGACCAGGACACUCGUCGAGAAUACUAGAAGGCCGGGAUAUUGGUGCGGGUCUGCCAGCGCCGAUGUGA